AAGGGAUACGACGUCUUGACAAACUAUUAGUUUCCCAAUGACAGUUACAACGAUUGUGACAGUUAAAAAAAAUAAACACUCGACUUCAGAGACAUGCAAAAAUACACCUUCUAUAACAGCACCCAAUAUCAUUGCGGAAAUGGCCCCAGUUGCCAGAUAACAGACAUAUAUCCCCAGGUCGCUGAAGUGUCAAAUAGCUGUGGCCCACAUCAUUUACUGAACAUGAGCUGCUGCCACUUCACGGUGGCACAACUUUCUUGAGUGAGCCUACCACGAGAAUCCUGCGGUGGACAUUUUCACAUAUAGAAAUCAUAUAGAACGCGUUAAGUUUAAAGUGUGGGUGUGUUAUUUUCCCAUGCAAAAUGACAAUUGUUUUGUUUGAUAACGUGAUAUGUCUUGUCAUCCCGCAGAGGAGAACUAUCCUGUGGAGAAGAGCCGGUCAGAUUCCGCCUGUUCAAAGCGCGCUCGUACUGCCUAUACAAGCGCCCAGCUCCUGGAGUUGGAAAAGGAAUUCCAAUUUAGUUAUUACCUGUGCCGCUCGCGGCGCAUGGAUAUGGCGAAUCUGCUGAACCUUACAGAGCGGCAGAUAAAGAUAUGGUUUCAGAACCGGAGAAUGAAGCACAAGAAGGAUCAAAGGGACAUGGGCAUGAUGCCAUCUCCAGCAGAGCAGUCACCUUGUAGUCCAAAGUCACCGUCCUCGGGGGCAGCCACUGGGGGAAGCGGCUAUCGAUACUCUCUGGACCACAGCUUGCAGUAUAAUCCGCCAUCUCCUACUUAUAGUAAACCCCAUCCCAAUGCAUUCAAUUUAUUUGCGUCAUUUCCGCCCCCACUGGGCAGCUCGGUACCCAGCUACGCAUCACUCCAUAACCAAUGUUCAGAAACUGUUCAAAAAUGUACCGCGACCAAUUACGAGACGAAUGGCCUUCGAGGCAGAUGGACAUAUAGUCAAGGGAGUUCUCAGGGAAGCGGCUGCUACUCAAGCCAAGGGGUUGGUACCGGUACACCAAUUUCCGGACUGACAAAUCUCUUUCACCCUCCUUCUGACAGCAUGGACUACGAUGGGGAAACCAUUUUAGGUAACAGCCAUUCCAGAGCGUGUGAACCCAGCGCCUGCGUAUACACAGACCUUACAUCGCAAUACACCCAGGGAAGAAUUCCGGAAGCACCUAAACUGACAGAUCUGUGAUGGGGAACACUGCUCCUUGUACCCCUAAAGCUUCGCCUCCUUUUCCUUUUCAAUUCAGCAUGAUGUGGUGUACAGGAAGGGACGUUAAUAAUUUUGAAGUUCUUAUUCGAAUCAUUUUUGCUUUCUGUAUUAACUUAUACCAUGCUCCGAUGUAGGUUACCUCAUCGAGUAGGGGAGACCAGGUAAAUGCAGUUUUGACACUGGGACAGUUGUAACUUGCUUAAUUUCUCAGCCCGUGUCUAACGUAAUGCGAUGUUAUAUAUGGGGCGGCAUCAACAUGAUACGUUCAAAAUUUCAGCUAUUGUCUCAUUCUCUGUCAAAAGUUAUAGAAGCAGUCAUGUUGUUUUAUAAAGUUUAAGUUUUGCGCAAGAUUUUGACUGCGAAAUUGAUGUAUUUUGACAGGAUCACAAGAAACAGGUAGAACUAAAAUAUUAGUUGCAUAUAAUGUGCCUAUCCUAUCAGAUAUUAGCAAAAGUCGGCUGGAGACAAUUGUAACACGCAUUACAAUCGGUUGCAACCAGCGAGCGUGGCUACGUGAAAUAAUCUCCACUUUUGAAAACAAACGCUGUAAAGACAACAACUUACAGAAAAACCCUUAUCCACCACUAUUUUUGUUUGAAUAUUGUUUGAAUACGGCUGUUGCCGUACAUUUGACCUUACCCCUACAAACCGGCAUGUUACAAUUGUUCUUGGUACUGUCCGCGAAACCUUAUGGCAGUCACUGCUUUUAGAUGAAAAUGAGAGAAAAAGUAAGGCACAUGUGCUUGAACUAGUGAAGUAAGCUAAAUAUGGAGAUGAACGUCGUAUGUCGCCUAGGCCUAUGUUAAAAUGAAAGGUGUCACUACCUGGUCUCCCCUACACCCUUAGUGUACUUAGUCUAAUGUUUAUCUUAUUUAAAAUCAUGGUGAUCAAAAUAUUGUAACUGUAAAUGUGAAACUGUGUGUCCGUUCUUGAAGUGCUAAUUUUCCUUAAAUCUUAAAAUGAAGACCAGAAAUUGUCCAGUGGGCUAUUUACUUAUCGUGUGUUGUAAUUUCAAACGAAAUUUUAAAUACAAACCACAUUCCCGUGAUGUUACAUUGAUAAGAGGCCUAUGACCUUCGUGAAAGUUACCUUUUGUGGUGAUUCGAGGGCAUGCAAUCAUGAAUAAAAUGCAAAAAAAG
Molecule: messenger RNA, 2346 nt
Organism: Clupea harengus (Atlantic herring)
Lineage: Eukaryota; Metazoa; Chordata; Actinopteri; Clupeiformes; Clupeidae
Gene: hoxa3a
Product: homeobox A3a
Exons: 1
Coding region: 392-1186 (264 amino acids)
Biological process (GO): embryonic skeletal system morphogenesis; anterior/posterior pattern specification; regulation of transcription by RNA polymerase II
Cellular component (GO): nucleus
Molecular function (GO): RNA polymerase II cis-regulatory region sequence-specific DNA binding; DNA-binding transcription factor activity, RNA polymerase II-specific
Source: RefSeq, a predicted model, not a curated record